Messenger RNA from Prunus avium (sweet cherry), 845 nucleotides. Its product is annotated as protein yippee-like At4g27740. NCBI's taxonomy places the organism in Eukaryota, Viridiplantae, Streptophyta, Magnoliopsida, Rosales, Rosaceae. The record is from RefSeq and is a predicted model, not a curated record.
CAGCCUUUGAGUCCAAAUUUCUCAUAAAUUAGGUAAGGGGUGAAAUUUCUGUGCAGCUUCUUGGUUCAAAUAUUUCAUAGGCUUCUGUUGAAUUUUUAAUCAUUUGAGUUAUUUUCAUCAACUACUAGCCUUGUACUAUUCACAGUCAACGGUCUUUGUUCUUGUGAUAAUAUCUUUAUAAAUAUGAUCGCCUCAUGCUGUUCAGUGUUCAUUCUCAUCUUUGGGUGGAUAAGGUGUUGAUCCUACAGUACUACUCCACAAAUGGCGCAAUUUGGUGGAAAUCCCUUCUUCAGUUGCAGAAAUUGCCAAAAUCCUCUUGCGCUGCGUGAUGACCUUAUAUCCAAAAAGUUUGUGACAAAAUCAGGGGCAGGAUAUAUGUUCUCUCGUGCAAUGAACAUCAUUGUGGGACAAAAGGAGGACAGGCAGUUGAUCACUGGCGUUUUCUCUAUUGCUGACAUAUUUUGCAGCAACUGUGGAGAGGUCUUGGGUUGGAAGUACGUUCGAGCUUAUGAAAUAUCCCAGAAGUUCAAGGAAGGCAAAUUUAUAAUUGAGAGAGCAAAGAUUGCCAAAGAGUACUAAUAGCACUUUGCUGCUCAUAAUAAUUCCAUUUGGAAACUCUUUUUUCACUUGUUGGUUUAUAUUUAUAAUUUGGGACAAAUUUGGAUUUGGAGGCGCAAGCAUUGUUUGUUGGGUCGUUUUUCCAGCUUGGGGAAAACAAAUGUUAACCCUUGCCUUAAAAGGUACAUAGCAUUUUAUAAUGUACGACAUCCAUCAAUUGUCGUUUCUCCGGCGGAUGCAUAAGCAAUCAACAAUCUUGUGCCUUGUGGUGCAUGCAAUUUCCUUCA